CGCAAGUUCUAAGAAGAGCAGUUUUCAAGCCAUCAAAGAACGUUUGUUUGGAAGGAAGAAGAAGAAGAACAAGGUCAUCCAGCUUCUGCCGCCGCCGGAGCCGCUCCCUCGUGUUGAAAUCAAGAUUCUAUGUACUACUUGUCGAGAUAGCUUUGAAGAAAAAUCCAGCGCCCUUCACAAGCUCAAGUGUGGCCACAUCCACUGCGUUGAGUGCGUCAAAACCAUGAUCAAGCAAGCCGUCGAGGAUGAAUCCCUCAUGCCGCCAAGCUGCUGCUCCUCUCCACUUACGCCUUCACUGAUCAGGGGAAUUCUGAACCAAGACGACCAAGAUACUUUUUUGCUGGCAGUUGUCAAACUCAAUACCCCGGCCGACGAGCAAUUGUUUUGUCCAGACCCAGAUUGUGGCCACUUUAUUCCGCCCCAAGAUGGGUACGAUGCCAGGCACCCAUUCGAUCUCGCCUGCGUCAAAUGCAAUGGCCGUAUGUGCGGCAUAUGCAAGGAUAUUGGCCAUGGCCUGGGCGAGCAUUGCCCUCUGGACUGGGAGCUGAAUUUGUUGAAGAAGAAGCAGCAGCAGCAAAAUGACAAGGAGAUUUGGAGGCGAUGCUACGAGUGUAGGAAUCUGGUAGGCGCGAGCGAGACAUGCCAAAUCAUGACUUGUCUAUGCAAGGCCCAAUUCUGCUCUGCAUGUACGGGCAUUUGGGAUCCCAUAACUGGCUGCCCCAACCUUUGCAGCUUUGAAGAUGAAAUGCAACGACGGCGAAUCGCAGCGACUCUGUCUUCUAUUAACGAGCUGAAGCUACGCUCUAACCCGUCUGUUCAACAGCUGGGACAGGAUCAGCAGAAAGAGCUGCAUCGAUUCAUGACGUACAAGUUUAAGACCAAGGAUGCUUUGCAGACACGACACCUGACGCAAGAGGCUACCUUGGAGGAAAAGUACGAGUUGCAAGAGGAAGCAAUCCAAGAGAGAAAUACCAAGGCGUCGAAUCAGAUGGAAAUCCGUCACCUUAAGGCCGAGAUGGAGCUGCAAGACCGUCUGGAUAAAUACGAAGACACCAUUGGCUUUCGAAUCAAGCACAUGGAAGGUUACUGCAACGGCCUUGGAAGAAAUCCGAGCUCGCGGGCAGCAGUAGCCAGGACUGUUACCGAGAAAGACCUCCGAGAGCUCGGCCACCACUAUCAUAUACGAGACACCAUGGAGCAAAUAUGGGGAGGCAAGAUCAAUGUCAUGAGAGAGCGGCAAACCAGGCAGCAGGAAGCCUGCCGCAUCAAACAAGAAAACGAGCUCGAGGCUUUCAUGGAUAAGAGACAGGAAGUGCUUGACAAGAUGGAAGCCGAGUUUCUUCGGGAGGAGACUCACUUUGACCAAGUCUUUGCAGCUCGCCAGCGCCACAUACAGGCCCGAUGGGUCCUCGCCAUUGAGGUGCUGUGCAGGGAGCUUGAAGAGCAGAACCCUAAGCAGGCUUGCCGCCGUGUUUCCAUUCCAAAGUGGCCCGAAGAUAGAGCCUUCAGAAUCCGCAGCAGCGAAAAGGAGCAAUAAUUAUGCCAUGGUGAACUUGUCCCUCUUCCAGCCUUGGAGUCACUGGCGGGAUCAUCAGAGACUUGGUCGUCGGAUGACGAUGACUUUGAUAUUGGCAGGCAUAUACCUAAUACCCCUUGACGACUAUCACUUGUUAUAUUCUCUUUUGUUCAUUCUCUUCUCUGGCCGAGAUUUGUUGUCUCCUGUGGCCACGUUCGACUUUUCUCUUCUCUCGCCCGCUGAGCGCCUUCAUUUAAUAAUGGCUUUUCCUCUUUUCGUUUGUACGGUUCGAUUGCCGACACGAUCUCUAUUUUCCUCUAUUCCUAUUCUUACCAACGCGGGUACUUUGCUUUGCCACAUUAGCCAUGUUUAAUCCUGUCUAUUUCCCUUUCUACUACAUCUCAUGACGCUCGCUUUAAUCACAAUACGGUAUAAUUGAGAAAGGCUUCUUGCCAUCUCGUCCUUCUUUACCCUUUUCAUAAUUAUUAAUAUUGUGCGGUUUCCCUUCUAUGAUAGCACUACCAGCAUUUUCUUUUUGGGCAUUUCGGUUCCUUGAAGCGUUGACAGAGCCCGCCUCCUCGACUUACACGAAAAAGAAAAAAAGGAAACAAAAAAAAAAAAGCCAAGCAAGCGACCAAGAUUGCAUUUUAUUACUUCUACUAGUCGCCCCUCACACUAUUAUGUGUUGAGUUCUGUCUCUUCUAAUGUUUGUGUGUUUACCGAUGCGAGCUCAAGAGCCUCGCUGCACUCUCAAUGGAUGAGUGUU
This is a messenger RNA of Trichoderma atroviride IMI 206040, 2282 nucleotides long. RefSeq lists its product as uncharacterized. Gene Ontology annotation, cellular component: ubiquitin ligase complex; cytoplasm. NCBI's taxonomy places the organism in Eukaryota, Fungi, Ascomycota, Sordariomycetes, Hypocreales, Hypocreaceae. The record is from RefSeq and is a predicted model, not a curated record. Gene Ontology annotation, biological process: ubiquitin-dependent protein catabolic process; protein polyubiquitination; positive regulation of proteasomal ubiquitin-dependent protein catabolic process. Gene Ontology annotation, molecular function: ubiquitin conjugating enzyme binding; zinc ion binding; ubiquitin protein ligase activity.